AUGUCUGUGGUGGCAACGUGUUUUGUCAUGCUGUCUCCAGCGUCGGCUCCUAAGUGUUACAACGCCAGUGAUCCAGAGCUCAACUCAACUGCCUGGUUUGCUGAGAACAUCGGACUCUUCAUCACUUAUCUCACCUUGGAAGACCUCAACACCUUCGGAUCAGCACAGGUGUCUGCAGCUCUAGCAGCUAACAUGGGGAGACAACAUAAACAGCAACACCAUCGCUGCCCUCGGCAGAGAGUACAGGUCUAUCUGAGGUCAGAUCACCAUGGCACCCGCCAGCGUUCUGUGGGCUUCCUUCAGCAUUCUGAGCACUGUGAUUGGCUGGAACCAGGCCAGGCCAUGGCCAUCAUCCAAUCACUGAUGUUGUCAGGAGCCUUGAAGGCAGCAUCAGCUGCACGGAACUCCUCACGCGUCCCAGGAUGCCACAUUCAUAACAUACAUGCAGACCGCCCGACGAUCUUAAUCCAGACUUUCGUCACUCAGUUGAUCACAGUGAACCCUAACCCAGACAGUAUUCUCCAGAACGUCCCAGACAGCAUGUCUACUGAGAUCCCCAGGUCCCUGCUGCAGGGCUUCUCUCAGAGCAGUGUGGUGGUGGAGAAACUGAACCAGAAGACAUGGAGACACGAACAGGCUGUGUUGUUCUUUGACACAGUGGCUCUAGGAAUUGACAACUCCGACAAUAUGUCAUCCAGCGUGCUCCAGGGCUUCACCUGCACCAGAGUGGCCAGUAUGACCACAACCAAGAUCAAGAAACUGGUCAAGGCCUGCAGGAGGAAGGGCAAGAACAGGGUCGCACUGAGAGAGACUCAGUUGACCUGCAUGUACAACUACAUCAAGGAAGAGUCAAAUGUCACCAGCUACAACCUGUACCCUCCUGACAUGCUGCUUUACUACGACUACAGUAAGGUACCUCGGGACACCUGUAAGGACUACUUCAGUGAGCUGGGAGACGCAGACUUCCUCGUGUUCUCCGACGCGCUCAGCUUCAAACGCACAGCCCUGGUUAACAAUGUCAAGACCUGCCUGGGUAUCAGCGGCACGGUUCUGAGCAGUGACAACCUGCAGGUCCUAGGUAACAUGGUGUGUGUUCUGGACGGUUCCUACAUCCAGAACUCUGACCAGCUCAUCCUGCAGAAAUUACAAAACUGUAAUGACCUCACCGACGAACAGGUGGCUGCCAUAGAAACGCUGUUGAUGUCUGGGAAAACACAGUACGG
Molecule: messenger RNA, 1223 nt
Organism: Oncorhynchus nerka (sockeye salmon)
Lineage: Eukaryota; Metazoa; Chordata; Actinopteri; Salmoniformes; Salmonidae
Exons: 9
Biological process (GO): cell-matrix adhesion
Cellular component (GO): cell surface
Source: RefSeq, a predicted model, not a curated record